GCCAUUUUUCCCUAAGCAUAUAAUACUGUGCACAAGGCAGGAAGCAGAGCGAGCCAUGGACAGCCACGAUAGUGAUCUUGAUCUGCUGCUCUCCCUUAACGACCAUGUCGAUCGAGUCGCGGAGACUCCUCCCCAUUCUCAUGCCUCUGGUUACUUUUCGGAAGAAGACAUGCCGAGACAUGGAAAGGCUCUGGGCAUGGCGGCCUUCAAAGAUGUUGUCAAGGACUCCGUAGAAGAAGAAGAUGCCAAGCUCAAAACACCUGCAACUUCGCAGCCCCAGAAAACCCUCGACAACAACCUGAAAUCCCACUCGACUAACGAUGUUGAAGUUGAAAGAUAUUCUGGCUUGCGGAUAAGAAAUAGAAUGGUGUCGACAAUGAGCAUGACCAUUCGGUUCUCUGAUGUCAGAUUCAUUCGCUUGCAGGCCAUCAGUACUGCAAUGAUGGGUGAUAACAUUACGGGCUCUUGGGCGACAGUUGGCGUCCUAACAGAAAAAGGAAAUCCCAGAUUAAGUAGCAAUGGGAAGAAUUUUGCUAUUUGGAAACUAUCAUCUCUCGAUUCGGCCACUAUUUCCCUCUUCCUAUUUGGUGAUGCGUAUACUCGUCACUGGAAAGAAUCACCUGGGAGCAUUUUAUCAAUUUUUAAUGCCAAAGUUCGUCGUGAGGACAAGGGAAAUGAAUUUUCUCUUAGUGUGUUUGCAGUUGACCAAAUUGUAAAAUUGGGAACUUCUGUUGAUUAUGGUCUCUGUAAGGCGAAGCGGAAGGAUGGAAUGCCAUGCACAAUGAUUAUAAACCGAUCUCGAGGUUCAUAUUGUCAAUACCAUGUUGCUGCAACACGCCAAAAAUAUACUACCAAACGUGCAGAGCUAAGUGGUGGAAAUCUGUCAACAGCAUUUCGGAAACCUCUCAAAUCGGAAGGGAUAUAUAUGGUGAAACCUUUAGGAGAAAGUUCUAAUAACAAUAAGCCUAGCAGACCGAUGAAAGUCAUGACUACAGAAGAUUUGAGAAAGACUCUCAGCAAUGCAGACAAGGUGACAACUAAGCACCAGUCUCAGGGAAUCAGGUUCCUGUCAAGUGUUGCAAAUGCAGAGAAUAUGGACCCCAAAGCCACUGUCAGGAAAUCAGACCUUCAAAUGAAGAAAGUCAAACAAUAUGAGGAGUAUCUUAAGAAAAGGCCUUCUUCAACCAUAAAGCCAACGGGAGUUUUACAAAAGCAUGAACCUGAAGCUAAAAGGAAGAAGACCGUGCAAAAUCCUGAUGAUUUGAUUGAGUUAGACAUAGAUGUUUGAGAUGAUGAAUUGGUGUGUAAUUGUGCAUCUUUAUGCCUGUGGGAUUGAGAUUGAUUUUCUCAUAAUAGCAUUGCUCCAUGCUAGUUUUUUGUACAGCUUUUAUUGUUCUGUAUCAACCUAGAUCUUUUAAAAGAGCUAUUGUGGAUAUCUAACAUUGCAUUGGCUAUU
This is a messenger RNA of Cryptomeria japonica (Japanese cedar), 1456 nucleotides long. RefSeq lists its product as uncharacterized. Gene Ontology annotation, cellular component: nucleus; replication fork protection complex. Gene Ontology annotation, biological process: DNA replication initiation; DNA replication. Bases 56 to 1288 code for a protein of 410 amino acids. The transcript has 11 exons. NCBI's taxonomy places the organism in Eukaryota, Viridiplantae, Streptophyta, Pinopsida, Cupressales, Cupressaceae. Gene Ontology annotation, molecular function: single-stranded DNA binding; DNA replication origin binding. The record is from RefSeq and is a predicted model, not a curated record.